UGAGGGCAGAGUGCACGCGGAGGGGAUUUUCCUUCUCCCGGAAGAUAAACCAGUAAAAUACACUGGUUGAGUGUUUAAGGCUUGGGGUUGGUGUGGAAAAGCGCUGGAGCUAAGGGUUUCAGCUCCUCGCCCCUUGCUGUUGCAGCGAUGGGUUACCUCAAGCUGCUGGUGAUGAAGGAUUUCAAGUCGUGGCGGGGGCAGCAGGUUAUCGGCCCCUUCAUGAAGUUCAGCUGCAUUAUCGGGCCGAAUGGAUCAGGUAAAUCUAACAUAAUGGAUGCUGUUAGUUUUGUGAUAUGCGAGAAGACGUCUAAUUUGCGAGUUAAAAGUGUUCGAGAACUUAUUCAUGGAGCGCAUGUUGGAAGACCAGUUUCUUCUACUGCUAGUGUGCAGAUGGUAUAUUGUGAAGAAGAUGGGGAAGAAAAAACAUUUUCAAGAGUUAUCCGUGGUAAUUGUUCUGAAUUUCUUUUCAAUAAUAAGUCUAUCAGCCGAUCUGCUUACAUAUCUGAACUUGAAAAAAUAGGCAUACUUGUCAAAGCUAGGAAUUGCCUGAUUUUCCAGGGAACAGUAGAAUCGAUUGCGAUGAAGAAGCCACGGGAGAGAACUCAACUUUUUGAACAGAUCAGUAAUUCAUGGGAAUAUGCUGAAGACUAUGAACGAAAAAAGAAAAAAAUGCAGCAAGCAGAAGAGGAUGCACAGUUUAAUUACAACAAGAAGAAAAGCAUUGCAGCAGAACGCAAGCAAGCAAAGAUAGAGAAACAGGAGGCAGAGCAUUACCAGACACUUAUCAAGGAACUGGACGAAGAAAAGAUAGAGUUGCAGCUUUUCAGGCUUUAUCACAAUGAAAAAAACAUUUACUUUCUGAAAAAGAGUUUGGAUGAAAAGAGCAUGGAGGCUAGUCUCAAAAAAGAGUCUCUUUCUACAGCAGAGGAUGCAUUUAGAGCCAAGAAGAAAAGGCUUGGUGUACUAAACAGAGACCAGCAGAACAUGGAAAGAGAACUGAAGACUCUGGAAGCAUCGCUGAUUCAGCAGAGACCCCUCUAUAUAAAAGCAAAGGAAAACACUUCCUACCAAAUCAAGAAAGUAGAAAUGUCAAAACAAUUGCUAAGGGACAAGGAGAAAUCCUGUGAUAAGGAAAAGCAGAACAUAAAAGAACUAGAGACAGAAUUAAAUGAUAUUGAGAAGGCAUGGAGAGCAUUUGAGAAGAAAGCUGAAGAAAUAUUGCAGAGAGCAGCAGAUACUGAGCUAGGAGAAAGUCAGUUGGAGCGUUACAAAGAGCUAAAGGAAAUAGUAAGAAAGAAAGUAGCUACUCUAAACCAGCAGCUAGAAAAGCUUCGUUGGGAGCAAAAAGCAGAUGAAGAAAGGCUGAAACUUAAUUGGAGGAAGAAAAAAGAAGUUGAGGAAAACAUAAACCAGACUGUGGAACAGGUAGAAGAGCAUAAAAAACGGAUAGAGAAGUUGGAAGAAUAUGCCAAGAUAUGCACUGAAUCAUUAGCAGAAAAAAAGCAGCAAGAGGAAGUACUAACUAAGGAAAUCGAAAAUGCAACAAUACGAAUGGCUGAAGUGAAUGAAGAAUUGAAUAAAAUAGUUGGUGAGCUGCAGAAUGCCAGAAUGGAUUACCAUGAAGGAAGGCGUCAGCAAAUGAGAGCAGAGAUCCUGGAAAGUCUCAAAAGACUAUAUCCGGAUUCUGUGUUUGGAAGACUGAUCGACCUGUGUCAUCCUAUUCAUAAAAAGUACCAGCUUGCUGUUACCAAGGUAUUUGGCAAAUAUAUGACUGCUAUUGUUGUUGCCACUGAAAAAACAGCAAAAGAUUGCAUUCGCUUCCUAAAACAAGAACGAGCUGAACCUGAAACUUUUCUUGCUCUGGAUUACCUCGAUGUUAAACCAAUCAACGAAAAGUUAAGAGAGAUAAAAGGAGCUAAAAUGAUGGUGGAUGUUGUACAAACUCCAUUUGCUCCACUGAAAAAAGUGAUUCAGUUUGUGAGUGGGAAUGGCUUGGUCUGUGAAACAGUUAAAGAAGCAAAACAAAUAGCAUUUGAUGGACCAGUGAGGUUGAAAACAGUGGCUCUUGACGGAACUUUAUUCUUGAAGUCUGGAGUGAUUUCUGGAGGAUCAAGUGAUUUAAGAUUUAAAGCUAGAUGUUGGGAUGAUAAAGAAAUUAAUACAAUGAAAGAAAGAAGAGAUAGCUUGAUUAAUGAGCUAAAGGACUUAAUGAAGAUCAAACGUAAGGAGGCUGACUUGAAGCAGUUGUAUGCUCAAUGCCAUGGAACACAGACACGACUUAAAUACUCACAGAGUGAAUUAGAGCUUAUUAAAAAGAAACAUCUCGCUAAUCUCUACACGGAGAAAUCAAAACUGGAAAGUGAACUGGUAAAUAUUGAGUCUCAGCAUGAUAUGCUGAAGGAAGCAGUAGCACAAAGAAAAGAAAAAAUAGAAGAAUUUCAGAAAAAAAUUGAUGAGGUUGAAGAUUCUGUUUUCCGGGAAUUCUGUGAAGAAAUUGGUAUAGAAAAUAUUCGUGUGUAUGAACAAGAACAUGUGAGACAACAAGAGGAGAUUGAUAAGAAAAGACUGGAAUUUGAAAAUCAGAAGACACGACUAAAUAUUCAGCUGGAAUAUAAUCGUGAUCAUCUACAAAAGUUAACAAACACUGUCAGCAAGUUGAGGGAGACUGUUCAUAAAGAUGAAGCCGAGAUUACCAGGCUACAGAAGGAUGAGGAAAAGCUUCUAAAAAAAGUGAAUGAAAUUGUGGAGGAGUGGCAACAGUUUAAGGAUAGAUUAAGUGCUCAUAAAUCCGAGGUUACAAAAGCCCAAAAUGAAGUUGAAGAGUUCAGAAAGACAUUAUUAACUCUUAAUAGAGAAGCUACAAAAUUACAAAAAGAAGCUACAACUAUAGAAACUGCUCUGGAAGAGAAAAGAUUGAGACGACAUAAUAUGCUUCUCGAAUGCAAGGUGCAGGACUUGAAAAUAAAGUUCCUAUCUGGAUUACUGGAUGACAUCAGUGAAGUUGAGCUGGGACCUGAAACAGAAGACACUCAGACUACAUCCAGUAUCUAUGAAAGGGAAGAGGCAAUUCAGAUCGACUACAGCAGCCUAGCAGAAGACCUGAAGGACCUAGAAACUGAUAAAGAUAUACAGGAUCAUCUGAACCAGAUGCAACAAGAAAUAAAAUCUAAAGAGAGUACUUUAAUGAAGACAGCUGCUCCAAACCUGAGAGCAGUAGAGAAAUUACAGAUAGCUCGGGACAAGUUCCAAGAAUCAAUAUAUGCUUUUGAGACCAGCAGGAAGGAAGCUAGAACAUGCAAGCAAGAAUUUGAACAAGUGAAAAGAAGGAGAUACGAGCUGUUCAGCCGGUGCUUCGAGCAUGCCUCUGUAGCUAUCGACCAGAUCUACAAGAAACUUUGUAGGAACAGUAGUGCUCAGGCAUUCCUUAGUCCUGAAAAUCCUGAGGAGCCUUACCUGGAAGGCAUUGGCUUUAACUGUGUGGCUCCAGGAAAACGCUUUAUGCCAAUGGACAGUUUGUCAGGAGGUGAAAAAUCUGUGGCAGCCCUGGCCCUUGUGUUUGCUAUACACAGUUUUCGGCCAGCACCUUUCUUUAUUUUAGAUGAGAUAGAUGCUGCCCUGGAUAACACAAACAUCGAUAAAGUAUCAAGUUUCAUUAGAGAGCAGGCACAUGAGCAGUUACAAAUGAUAGUUAUUUCUCUAAAGGAAGAGUUUUAUUCCAAAGCAGACGCAUUGAUUGGAGUGUGUCCAGAGCGUGAUGACAUUAUGUUCAGUCGAGUCCUGACUUUGGAUCUUACAGAGUAUUCAGACACUGAUGACCAGGAAAGAACAGAGACGCACAAACGCAGUUCAGAAUAAGGUGUGGAUGAUUGCAGGGCCAGGUGACAACAGCGGCAACUGUGUUUACAGGUGCCUGUUAUAAAGCUGAAUCUGCAUGUGGCCAUUAGAGGUUGUUAGACAAAUGUUUCCCUUUCAAAUGAAGCAGUUUUCUAGAAUGUUGAAGUAACUGUUAUUCAUUGAUACAGUUCUGUUAACAAGAGAGUGCCAGAUGUUGUUCCUGAAGUGCAGGUAAGCCUCUCGCUUUUCUCAUGAACAGUAACCUGCUUAGCCGUAUCCCCAGUGCACUGCUUAGACGCGCACUACCACUGGUCAAGACCUUUUGCAGUCUGGCUCUUCUAUACUGCAGCUCCAUCCAUCUGCCUUCAUAUAGGAUUAUUUUCUGUUUCUUAAAACAAGUUACUGGAAUCUGCCCGUUGUCUCAGGUGAUUCCUGUGCUGGCCAGUAAGACUUCAGUCUUCCGCUGCAACCUUAUGAAAAUACUAGUUACUUUACAAAAGCACACGAUACGUCUCUAUAAGCAUUAUGCAACCUGGAGAUAUUUCACCUGUGAGGUAUUUCACCCCACCCAAAAGUGGAAGAAAUAAAACAGCCUUAGAAAAAAGUCUGUUGGUUUGCAGUUAAGACUGUUAUUACCUAGUUAUCCCAGUGAAGCCCAGUUUAUUUUGAUGGCCAUGCUUCAUCCAGGGAGCCAAGUUAAUGAAGUUGGUUAUGGAACACUGAGAGAGGCUGAAUCACUUCAUCUGGCUUAUGUUUCACCUCAGUGUAUGCUGAAGAGCUUCAUUUGGUUUAUGGUUGUUCAUAAUUAGAUCUUAUGUUCAUAUACUAGCUUCCUUGUGUAAGCAGUACAGCGGACAUCUACUUUGUAAUGUACCCCUGAUACUGUGCUUGUUGCACACAACUGGUGUCUGGUCAGGUGGGGUUGCUGCAUGGAAAGGAAUGAUGUGAGCAGUAAUAACAGGUUCCUCUGGGAAUGUUUCAACAAUGUAAGUGUGCCAACUUAUAUUGUAGACAGAUGUAUGUCAAAUAGUAAUGUUACUGCCAUAGUCU
Messenger RNA from Pezoporus occidentalis (night parrot), 4884 nucleotides. RefSeq names its product structural maintenance of chromosomes 1B (gene SMC1B). Gene Ontology annotation, cellular component: meiotic cohesin complex; nucleus; chromosome. Gene Ontology annotation, molecular function: ATP binding; ATP hydrolysis activity; protein binding. The transcript has 25 exons. Lineage: Eukaryota; Metazoa; Chordata; Aves; Psittaciformes; Psittacidae. The record is from RefSeq and is a predicted model, not a curated record. Gene Ontology annotation, biological process: sister chromatid cohesion. The coding region runs from base 148 to 3855 and encodes 1235 amino acids.